Molecule: messenger RNA, 384 nt
Organism: Ilex paraguariensis (yerba mate)
Lineage: Eukaryota; Viridiplantae; Streptophyta; Magnoliopsida; Aquifoliales; Aquifoliaceae
Source: the annotation of a GenBank genome assembly
AUGACGGAUGCAAUGACUGAAGGAACUGGUCUCAAGAGCGGCGACGAUAGGGGUGUAGGUGGAAACGCCUCUCAUGGGUUGGGCAACACCUUGACAAUUGGUCUUGGCGAUUCUGCUGGCGCAACAGAGGGUUUGGGCAACGCCUUUAAUGCAUAUGAUGAAGGUGCUGAAGGAGAUCUAGGCAGCACCAGCUAUAGCCUAGGUUUCCUGGAUGAGGACAGAGCCCAUGGCGGGCAUGAGGCGAUGAUGUCAGUUGCUGUGGGCGAUGCCACCUGUAGCACCAAAGCAAUGAUGGCCCAUGCAGUGGGUGACGUUAAGGCCACACAGGCAGGGGGUGAUGCCAAAGGGAGAAAAAACAUUGGAGGUGCCCUUGCAGAGCUUUAG